CGGUACGCAUUCAAACGGUGUGCGUAAUGGCUUCCCGAUGGAGUAAGUGAAUUUAGAUGCUCCGUCUCUUCUGCUUUUAAUUUGACCAUAACAAACGGAUAACGUCGAGACGUCUGAGCUAAAAAUGGUUUAUAUUCAUCCAGAGACGCAGCCUAACACGAAAUCUAACAGCGUGAAGUGAUUAACCAACGUUUUAGGUUGAGGCCUGUUCGGUGCCCUGCUGGUCAUGGCGAUGAAGGCCCGUGUGGAGGCGGUUCUGAACGUGGGUCUGCGGAUCCCCAGCAUCAUGCUGUUAGAGGUGCUGUACCGCUGGGACGUCAGCUCCUUCUUCCAGAAGAUCCAGAGGAGCAGUCUCAACAAUAACCCUCUCUUCCAGUACAAAUACAUUGCCCUGUACCUGCAUUAUGUCGGCUACAUCCUCAGUCUGGUGUUGUUGACUUUACCCCGGCAGCAUCUGGUGCAGCUCUACCUCUAUGUGCUCACAGCUCUUCUGCUCUUUGCUGGACACCAGCUCUCCAGGGAUUACGUACGUGGAGAGCUGGACUCGGGUUACGAGGGACCCCUCUACCUGGAACCACUGUCCAUGAACCGCUUUACCACAGCACUCGUCGGUCAGGUCGUGGUGUGUACGCUGUGUUCCUGCGUCAUGCAGACCAAACAGAUCUGGCUGUUUUCUGCACACCUGCUCCCCCUAGUGGCUAGACUGUGCCUCGUGCCCCUGGAGACCAUUGUCUUCAUCAACCGCUUCGCUAUGAUCUUCACUGGUCUUGAGGUGCUCUACUUCAUCGCCUCCAACCUGCUGGUGCCGUACAAUCUGGCCAAAACUGCCUACAGAGAGCUGGUGCAGGUGGUGGAGGUGUAUGGUUUGCUGGCUCUGGGCAUGUCUCUGUGGAAUCAGCUGGUUCUGCCUGUUCUCUUCAUGUGCUUUUGGCUGGUGCUGUUUGCACUGCAGAUCUACACCUACUUCAGCACACGGGACCAGCCGCCCUCCCGAGAGAGGCUGCUCUUCCUGUUCCUCACCAGUAUCGCUGAAUGCUGUAGUACUCCUUACUCUCUGCUGGGGCUGGUCUUCACUGUGUCUUUUGUGGCGCUGGGCGUCCUCACCCUCUGCAAGUUCUACCUACAGGGUUACAGAGCUUUCAUGAAUGACAAUGCCAUGCACAGGGGCAUGACGGAGGGUAUCACUCUGCUGAUCUUGGCUGUUCAGACUGGGCUCAUUGAGCUGCAGGUCAUUCACAGAGCUUUCCUCCUCAGCAUCAUCCUCUUCGUCGUGGUGGCUUCCAUCCUGCAGUCUAUGCUGGAGAUUGCUGACCCUAUAGUUCUGGCACUGGGGGCCUCCAGAGACAAGAGUCUGUGGAAGCACUUCCGAGCAGUGAGUCUAUGUCUUUUCCUGCUGGUCUUCCCUGCUUACAUGGCUUACAUGAUCUGCCAGUUCUUCCGUAUGGACUUCUGGCUGCUCAUAAUCAUCUCCUCCAGCAUCCUCACGUCACUGCAGCCCGUUGCUAAGGGAAGAGCACAUCUACAACGGAGCUACACCAUGACUAGCACAGUUCUUGGUACACUUCUGAUCUACAUCCUCUUCAUGGUGGAAGAGUUUCGUAAGGCUCCUGUUGAGAACAUGGAUGAAGUCAUCUACUGUGUCAAUGGGACCUACCGGCUCCUGGAGUUUCUGGUGGCUGUCUGCGUGGUGGCCUACGGUGUCUCAGAGACCCUCUUUGGAGAAUGGACUGUAAUGGGCUCCACCAUUAUCCUGGUUCACUCCUAUUAUAACGUGUGGCUAAGGGCUCAGCUGGGCUGGCAGAGCUUCCUGUUGCGCAGAGAUGCAGUUCACAAGAUCCAAAGCAUGCCCACUGCUUCCGCAUUACAACUCCAGCAACAUAAUGACAUCUGUUCUAUAUGCUUUCAGGAUAUGAAGUCUGCUGUCAUCACGCCAUGCAGCCACUUUUUCCACGCUGCCUGCUUGAAGAAGUGGCUGUACGUGCAAGAAACCUGUCCUCUGUGCCACGGCCAGCUCAAAAGCCAAUUACAGCCAACGAGCUCUCCAGGAGUUGCCAACCAGAACCCAGCAGAGGUGGAACAGGAGCAGGGUGAACCACAGGGUGAGCUGGACACUGAGGAAGGCACCCAAGCAAAAAACACUCCUCCCAUGAAAGCCUCAACCGAGCCAGAGCUUGGAACAGACUUGCUAUCGGAGAGCUCGAAAAUCCAGCCCAAAGAAUGUGAUAUAGCGGCAGAGAGCAGCAUCAGCCCAGAUGGUGGUUUAAAUGAUGAUGGUUUGUGCACGUCAGAUGUCCAUUCCUCUUCAUGAGCAAAUGACAACCCUCAACUCUUAUCAGCCUGUUAGGUGUCACUACAGACACUUCAUAUUGCCAAUGUUGAGGACUCCAUUAGAAGUCGAUAGGGAUGGUUUACCCUAAAAUGAAAGUUCUGUCGUCAUUUACUCACUCUUGACGUUCCAAACCCUUUUUGUGGAACACAAAAGAAGAUAUUUAGAAAUUAGUUCCAGCUGCUCUUUUUCAUAUAAUGAAAAGAAGACAAUGGCUGUUAACAUGGAAGCUUGUUCCCACCACAGAAUAAAAAAUAAUUGCUACUAAUUAUCUGACAAUUUGGACUUUCUCACAAUUCUAAAAAACAAGUCAAAAUUGCAAAAUAUUAACUCUCAAUUCUGAGUUUACAUCUAUUAUUAUUAUUUUUUUUUUUUGUAUGUUUGUUUCCACCAUGGAAUAAAAAAGGUUUAUAUUGUGAGUGUAAUCUUAAAUUUACAAGUCAGCAAUUCUUUUUUUUUUUUUUUUCUGUGAAUUCUCACAAUAUUUUUUUUCUGCAAUUGCCACUUUUUAAUCUCACAAUUAUGCGUUUAUAUCUCACAGUUGACUUUUUCUCAGAAUUGCGAAUUUAUAUCUCGCCAUUGCAAGUUAAUAUUCUGCAGUCUUUUUUUUUUUUUUUUUUUUAAGUUUACAUCUUACAAUUUUUUUCGGCCACAGAUAACAAAGAUAAUUGCGACUUUUUAUCUCGCAAUUGUGAGUUUAUAUCUUGCAAUUGCAAGUUAACAUUCCACGGUUAUGACUUUGUUUUCCUCUGAAAUCUGAGUUUGCAUUUCGCAGUUUUUUUUUUUUCAUGACAGAAUGAAAAAGUUAAUUGCGACUUCUUUCUCAAAAUUGUGUAUCUCACAAUUUGUUUCUGGAGUUGCGAGUUUAUCUUGCAAUAAUAGAAGUCAGCGGAAAAAGUCAGAAUUGUGAGAUAAAGUUGCAAGUAUGUUUUUAUUUUUUUUUAUUUUUUUUUAUUCCAUACUGUGAAAAUAUCUCCAUACAAGUAGUUUAUACAAUUCGAAGUAACCUGAAGCUUGGAUUACUUUGUGUAGGGAACAGACGAAUAUGAAGUUGUUACUUAAAAUAUUAAAACGUUUUUUUAAUUAAUUUUUUUUUUAUAUAAUCUGCUAAACUUCUCCUUUUGUGUUCCACAAAAGGACAUUGUACGAAUUUGAAAUGGCAUGAGUGAAGGAUGACACUGUUUAGACUUUUGGAAUGAACUGUCCCUUUAGGUUGGUCAUGUGUCUCUCAGCUCACGGAUGCAUUUCAUAUGAUCUGUUCACAUUAUUGCUGGUCAAAGACAUUUCAGACUACUGCCCUACACAGACAAAACAUAGUAACUACACAGUUUGUUUGUGUUAAAAUUGAGUUACUAAAAUAGGCUCUUAAAAACUGAUAUCUGUGACAACUAUGCUCAGAUUCAGAAAUUGAAUCAAGAAACCUUUUUUUCUCCAUUUGAGUGCUGGUGUAGGUACAGCGUUUCGCCUUUGUAGGGCGGAAUAGUUUUCAGUAUGCAUCCAUUUGAUUGAAAAUGAAAAUCAUCUCUAUGGAGGUAAUGGAUGAGUCUUGAUUCUUACGCUAUACUAUUUUGUAGAAGUGUGUGUGUGUGUGUAUAAAUAUGUUUUGGAAGCGCAUCCCAAAUGAGCCACUGUAAAAUCCAGACCCUGGCAAAGUCAAACUGAGGAAUGUUAUUUAAAGUGCCAUUGAGCCAGUUGAUCUAUGUUUUACAGCGCGCCUCUCGUUAUUUACCCCAGUUUUAAAGGGAUGUCUGAGGCUGGGCGGCUUUUUUCAUCUAAGUAUUUGUCACUCUUUACCAUGUGUCAGAAAUAAUGUUAAACCAUCACUGCGGAAAACGUUAAGUUGUCAGUUUGGCAGUUGACUUGAUUCCUGGAAGCGAGAAUUUUCAAAAGCAUAUUGCAGACUACAUAGACUAAACCUAUUUUCUGGUUUUAAAGAACAUUAGUGGGUAGACAAUCAAGUCAAUUUUUUUUUUUUUUUUUUUUUUUUUAAUUCUGUGGAUGUUCCAUUAAGGCCAUCUUGCGUUUGCCCACAGUAAAACUGGCAUGUUUCUUUCAGUGAGUGAUGUUUAGUGUUGAAUCUCAAAAUCAAGCUGCAUUUCAGGAUUUGUUCCUUUUUUUUUUUUUUUUUUUUUAUUCUUGAAAGGUGUGAGUUUCACCUUAAUAUUGGCUGUUGACAGUUUAUAUCAUCAACAGCACUUCAUGUAGUCGUUGCAGACUUAUUUUGCCAUUCUUUUCUGUCAACAGAACACUCCGUUUUGUUUGCCAGAGAUGUCAUGCCAUACUAUGUUUGCACUAAUGUCAUUUAUAGCGAAUAAUAAUAUUUGGUCUUGUUGGGCAACAAAUGCUUACAGAGCAGAUGAAGUAUAGCUCAUUAUAAAUGUGUACAUAUAUGGGCAAAUAUAUUCCUUUGUAUAUUCUUUUAUUGUGUUUUUGAUAUGCCACACAGUGUUAAAGCAGCAGUGAACAUUAUGAAGUGUCUUGAGGACCGUGUGAACACUCUCAAAAGUGGGAUUGAUCCUGAGGACACAGAUUUGUUUUGUGUUUUUGCUGUUUUUUUUUUAAAGAUGCAUUUCAGAAUUGCAAAUUUGUGUGCAUGAAUACAUCUGAUGUAUGAGCAAACACAAAUGACAUUUGAAACAUUCUGUGUCAAGUAGUUUUUGCACAAUUUUCUUGAAAGAAAAUAAAUUGAAAUGUAGCUAGAACAAA
This is a messenger RNA of Onychostoma macrolepis, 5032 nucleotides long. It is a transcript of the gene rnf145b, whose product is annotated as ring finger protein 145b. NCBI's taxonomy places the organism in Eukaryota, Metazoa, Chordata, Actinopteri, Cypriniformes, Cyprinidae. The coding region runs from base 227 to 2308 and encodes 693 amino acids. Gene Ontology annotation, cellular component: endomembrane system; endoplasmic reticulum. The transcript is spliced from 12 exons. Gene Ontology annotation, molecular function: ubiquitin protein ligase activity; zinc ion binding. The record is from RefSeq and is a predicted model, not a curated record.